GCGCUCGAUGGUGCUGCUGAAGUUUCCAAGAUGUCGUCGCUGGAGCAGAGACUCUCCCGAAUCGAGGAGAAACUCAAGCAGGAAAAUAAAGAAGCUCGCAAACGAAUCGACCUGAACAUCGACGUGAGCCCGCACCGGUCGCGUCCCAGGCCAAUCAUCGUGAUCCAGCUAAGUCCAGCUCCAGCCCCCUCCCAACGCGCAGCUCUGCAGUUACCGCUGGCCAAUGAUGGAAGUCGCUCAUCCUCCUCAGAAAGUUCUCCUCAACACCCCUCGUACCCCAGCAGACCCCGACAAAUGCUCACGCUUCCCACCCCACCAUACUGCCUACAGAAGAGCCUUGAAAAUGCUGAAAUCGAUCAGAAGCUGCAGGAGAUAAUGAAACAAACUGGUUACCUGAAGAUUGACGGACAGCGUUACCCAGCAGAGGUGACGGAUCUGAUCAGUGAGGGCGAGAUCGGCAGUGGAACCUGUGGGCAGGUCUUCAAAGUUCGCUUUAAAAAGACUGCCCAUGUCAUCGCUGUCAAGCAAAUGAGAAGGACGGGUAAUAAAGACGAGAAUAAGAGAAUCCUCAUGGAUCUUGAUGUUGUAUUAAAGAGUCAUGACUGUCCAUACAUCAUCCAGUGUUAUGGAGCUAUAGUCACUAAUACGGAUGUGUUCAUAGCCAUGGAGUUAAUGGGGACAUGCGCAGAAAAGCUAAAGAAGAGGAUCCAAGGGCCCAUACCAGAGGCUAUUCUGGGAAAGAUGACUGUGGCUAUCGUGAACGCUCUGCUGUACCUAAAAGAGAAACACGGUGUGAUUCAUCGAGACGUGAAGCCUUCAAAUAUCUUGUUGGAUGACAAAGGCCAAAUCAAACUGUGUGAUUUUGGCAUUAGCGGGCGAUUGGUGGAUUCUAAAGCCAAGACUCGCAGUGCCGGGUGUGCUGCGUACAUGGCGCCUGAGAGAAUAGACCCUCCAGACCCCAGUAAGCCAGACUAUGACAUCAGAGCUGACGUCUGGAGUCUCGGUAUUUCUCUGGUGGAGCUAGCCACUGGACAGUUUCCUUAUAAGAACUGCAAGACAGACUUUGAGGUUCUGACCAAAGUUCUUCAAGAGGACCCACCGGUCCUUCCUCUUGGCAUGGGCUUUUCUCCAGACUUUCAGUCCUUCGUUAAAGACUGUCUCACAAAGGAUCACAGAAAAAGGCCAAAAUACCACAAGCUGCUUGAACACAGUUUUAUCAGACGCUAUGAGGUAUCGGAAGUAGACGUGGCGGGCUGGUUCCAGACGGUGAUGGAGCGCACCGAGUCUCCACGCAGCAGCCAGUGCUUCAGUCAUCACCAGCUUCACUCUCUCUUCAGCAGGUAGCCAGACGGAGAGAGACAGAGAGAGAAUGAUGCAAUAUUGCGAGGUUGAUUUAGAGACAUGGACGGACAGGUUAUAAAUGUAAAUUUCGGAAUGGAAGGAGCAUUGAAAAUGGACAGAUUGUAAAAGACGAAAUCACUGAAACGAAAGAAUGUUCGUUUGGGAGUUUGACCGAUCGACAGACAAUCCUGAGCAGGUUCCAUGUAAAUUUGAAAUCCGUUCGUGUUUCGUCGUCCUCCUCAUCCACCCAUCGAACAGGAUGGAACGUUACAGGUCGCAGUUACUCACACACUCACUGUGACACGCACACACAUAUGCACGUUUACAGUUAAGCACUGGUUCACUAAACCUACAAGCAUUUACCGCUGUACUACGUUUAGUAUUCCUCACUGCACACGAUAUGAUUUCUUUACGUCUGCACAGAGGAUCCGCUUAAUCCGUUCCCUUCACUUUAAUAUCAGCACGUUAUAAAGUCCUCCGUAGCCCCUUACUCAGGGACUGAACAGAGUAGUCGAACAACACUGUGCAAUGGUGUGAGUGUGUGCGUGUUUGUGUGUGUGUGUGUUAUCCGUUUAUCUGUCCUGUCUCUCAGUAUGUGGCGCGUCUUCACAUUUCUAUAUAUAUAUACACUCAUGAUAUGUUUUAUAGAAUUGUUGUUUUCGUGCUAGAAAGCGGUGUCAGAUAUUUCACUAACAGUGUCAAGUAUUUAAAAAAUGAGUGAUUUUUAGAGGCAGAAUGUUUAUUUUUUAUUUUUAGAGUAGCUACUAAAAUAAGUUUGGUCUGGAAUUAUCUUUAGCAAGAUAGAUUUCCUAGAUAAGAUAGUAAUAUGAAGAUGAAUGCAUAUAAAGAUAAUACUAGUGGUCGACUGAUAUAUUUAUACAUGGAGCAGGUUUGCCACUGGCUGAUACUAUGUUGAUUGUAGAUAAUCAUUUAAAGGGGACAGAGAAUGAAAAAACAUUUUUACCUUGUCUUUGUUGAAUAAUGGUAGUCUACCCACAUUCACGAACAUACAAAAAGUGCUAGACAUGCUAAACAUCUCAGUCUCAUAGAAAUUCCUCUUUUAGAAAUGUCAGCCAGAAAACGGCCCAAUCUGAAAAACUGAUGCUUAUGACAUCACAGGCAUCUAACUGCCCCUCCACUUUAAAAUAAUUGGCUACAUUUUUUGAGUGGCAGCAAAGUCAGCCAAUCAGUAAUGAGAUUGCAAGUUAAGCCAGUAGGGGGAGCCAAAUAGGUGCAAAACCACUUGUUUAAAAUCCCCCACCCUAAUAGAGCUAUCUGAGAGAGGUUUUUAGGAAGCUUCUAAGGCAUUACAGACUCAAACAAAAAUUUUUUGUCUACAUGUCACAUCACAGAACAAGGAUAAAUACCCCGUUCAAUCAUUAUGUCACCUUUAAAUGUAUAAUGUGGGAUUUUAGCAGCAUCUAGUGGUUAGAUUGCGAAUUCCAACAGACCUUAAUUUCGAAACGCAAUGAAAAGUUACGGUAGAUGCCACAGAACAAACGUGUCGUCAUCUGAGACAACGUAGGGAUGAAACGCGCUCUGUAAGACAGUUUGUCCGUUUAGGGCUACUGUAGAAACAUGACCGCGACUUUCAUGUAAGGGGACCAGCAGUGUUUGUAGAUAAAAACGGCUCGUACUAAGGUAAUAAAAACAAACAGUUAAUUUUGUGAGAUUAACCACUGAUAAUAUAGUUUUUAAUAUAGUUUUAUAUUGCAUUUUUGUCAAGAGAUCCUUAUAAAAGUUACACAAUGCACCUUAAAGCUGCAAUAUGUAUUGUCGUUUUUUGCCAUCUCUGUUUGAAAUAUAAAAUUGCAAUUUAUUUGCAGUUUUCUUCUUUAUAUGUGUUAGGGUCAAAUGAUGUCAAAGUGACGUUACCUGCAAAAUGUAGCUCACAUUUUAAAAAAUAGAAUUUUUUUAGGUAUUUGUCCAAUAAUAUAUUGUUUAUUUUUAAUUGAUAAAGCUUCCUUUUUAAACUUAAUUAGUCAAUUUACAAGAUUUUCCUUUUUUUUUCCAAAUUAAUUUGCCCCUUUUUUCCACCCUUUUCCUUGCCCAAUAACUUUGUUUUUAACUAAAAAAGCUACAGUUUUCAGUUUUAAUAUUUCUGCGAGAUAAAGGUUACUUAAUUUGAAUAAAUUACUCAAAAUUCUUUAAAACAUAUUUAUAAACAAAAAAAAUUGCAAUGUCCAUUGACAAGAUUUUCCUUUUAUUAAUUUUCUAAAUUAUUUUGCCAA
Messenger RNA from Paramisgurnus dabryanus, 3572 nucleotides. It is a transcript of the gene map2k7, whose product is annotated as mitogen-activated protein kinase kinase 7. Gene Ontology annotation, molecular function: ATP binding; protein kinase activity. The record is from RefSeq and is a predicted model, not a curated record. Gene Ontology annotation, biological process: protein phosphorylation. NCBI's taxonomy places the organism in Eukaryota, Metazoa, Chordata, Actinopteri, Cypriniformes, Cobitidae.